GAGAGCUGCGACCAAGCAGAGAGAGGAGAGAGAGAGGGGCCAACGUGAACCACAGAGACACACGAAGAAGAACAAGAGAGCAGCUGUAGGAAAAGAUCUGAGCCUCCAGGACCAGAACCAAAGGUCAGACCCGGGAGCAGAGGCUACACGACGACCAGAACCAGAAUCAGGACCACAGACCAGGAGCAGCCCAGUCCACCAUGUCAGAGUCCAUCAGGAGAAAAAGCUCCAGCAGACAGCUCCUGCAGAACCUCAUCAGUUUGACAGCCCAGCGGAGCCAAGAGGAUGCUGAGGAGGUGGAGCGGGAGCGAAGGAGGAGGGCCAGGGAGAUGCGGAGAGGACAAGGGAGCCCCUCCUGGCCAGAGCCCCCCCAACACAACGAGCUCACACACAACAUAGAGUUAGACGAGGAGCUGAAGCCCAGAUGCCGCCUGGUCCUGGAUGAGGACGAGGGCUUCAGCGACUGGAGUCACAGGCUGGAGAGUCGUAAUGAGCAGGAGGUGCAGGAUGACUGCAGGGCCAGGGUGCAGAGACUUCCAACACCACAGUGGAAACCAGAGCCUGAAGAGGGGAAACAGCAGGAGGGUGAAGAGGAGGAGGGAUGUGUGCCAGAGCGAAGCAGUCGGUCCCAGGAAGCUUCAACGAGACCCCCAGAGAAGAUGUCCAACAACAGAAAGGAAGUCAAGACGUCAUACAGCUCAUCAGUCUUCGUGUCACAGGACACCAGGACGCAGCAUGCCAUGGGCCAACCCCCAGACAGGACGUCCUACCUGGCAGCUGGGACGAUGAGGCCACGUGGAGCGGCCUGCAGGGUGGAUGGGGAGGUGGAGCAGGAGGAGAAGAAAGAAGAGGUGCAAGAGAUGCAGGCUUGUCUGCAGAGGGAGUGGAGGUCAGCAGAAACCCGGAGGUCAGCAGAAACCCAACAGAGCCCCAGAGAUGAAGAUGAUCAGGAGGAAGAAGAACUGAGCUUUACACUUGAGGAGAAGGACAACCUCUACCUCAGGAGGGAGGAGAAACACAGGGACGAGGAAGAACAAAAGAUGCCAGACAAGAGGCCAAUGGAGGGCAGGAGGAGUGAGGAGGUGAACAGAGAAUCUGCAGUCUCUGUCUGCAGCAGCAGCGAAGGCGAGGAGCCAGUAAACUACGGUCCCAUGAGCCCUACAUUCAAGAAACUCCUCAUCCAGUUUUACCCAGAUGAAGUGAACAGCAGAGUCUCAACAGACGGUAAAUGCUCGAUCAUGGAGAGAACUGAGUCUCUGAGGAAAAGCACCAGCAACAUAAAGAAGACGCUGCCUCCUGUUGCUGUCUCCAAGAUUGACAAGAAACUGGAACAAUACACACAUGCUCUCGAGGUCUCCUCAAAGGAAUGCAGAUCAGGCAGCCAGGCACUGACAGACCUGACGAGUCCCAGUGAACCCGUCUCCUCCAAGAAGAACCUGUUUGAGGCCGGGGAAGCCUGGAACCAGACCGCCAUCUCAGUCACACCAUCCAAAGAUGCAGAUGGUUUGAAAGUCGGUGUGGCUGGUCUCAUCAAUCAGUGGGUGAGAGGAAGUGAAGACGGGAGCAGGUGCAGCUCGCCCUCCAGACCAGCAGAUAUGAAACCUGGGGGUGUUUUAAACAAGAAGAAUUUAUGGGAGAGUUUUGGUGACACAUCUCCUGGAAGAGAAGGGAAGGAGAGCUCAACUGGAAAAAGAUAUAAGUUUGUGGUGACGGGUCACGGCAAGUACGAGAAGGUCUCUGUGGACAGCGACUGCAGUGAGGAUGCAAACUGUCAGUCAGCUGGACAGUUCUAUGAAGAUUUGUGAAACAUGCUGGACAUUAAAUUUUGGAUUCUGAAAAAAAAUUAUCUUUCUACAACUUCAACAUUUUCUGUACUUUAAGCUUCAGGCAGGAAAUGUCCUUUAAUCCUGUUGUAAUGACAAAUUUCUUGUUGACAUUUUGGUUAUUAUUUUACAAAAGGUAGUGAAGCAAAUAGUCUUUUGUUCUGUUUAUACUUGGCAGGUAUUCAUUGUAUCCUGUGAAUAAUAAUCUCAGCUGUGGUAAAUCUUUUAAUACGAUGAAAUAACUUCAAUUAAACACAUUCCUGAUGUUUGGUUUCUCAGUGC
This is a messenger RNA of Epinephelus fuscoguttatus (brown-marbled grouper), 2105 nucleotides long. RefSeq names its product non-muscle caldesmon-like. The transcript has 15 exons. Bases 201 to 1805 code for a protein of 534 amino acids. Lineage: Eukaryota; Metazoa; Chordata; Actinopteri; Perciformes; Serranidae. The record is from RefSeq and is a predicted model, not a curated record.